AUGGAAAGUAAAACUACAUUCAAGACAGAAUAUGCGGUUCAAAUGACAUGCAAAGACUGCGUUGAGGCAGUCAAGAAUGUGUUAUCUGAAGUUCCUGGAGUUGAUCAUUUUGAUAUUAACCUCGAGGAACAACGCGUGGUUGUAGAAGGAACAGCCCCUCCUUCAAAAGUAUCAAAACUUUUAAAAAACUCUGGAAGGAAAGUCAUUGUUCGCGGACAAGGAACUACUAAAGGAGCACAUUCUGGUGCAGCUGUAUGCAUAUUCGAGCCUUACACCUUUGAUAUUAAUUUAAUACAACAACCACAAAAACAAUAUGACCCUAAAGGGCUCGCUCGCUUUGUACAAAUAGACAGUGAGAUAUGUCUUAUUGACAUUACAGUCGAAGACUUUCCACCAGGUAAUCACGGCGUUCACAUCCACGAACUAGGAAACAUUUCUCAAGGUGCACAAAGCACCGGCGAACACUAUAACCCAGGAAACAAGGAACAUGGUGACGUGACAACAGGCCACGCAGGUGAUUUGGGAAAUAUCGAAGUCGAUGAACGCGGACACGGUGAUUUGGUUAUUGAAAGUAGUCAGCUUAAAGUCUGGGAUUUGAUUGGACGAUCAAUGGUUAUUAGUUUGAACGAGGAUGAUUUAGGAAAAGGUGGUAAUCCGCAGAGUAAGAUUGAUGGUAAUUCAGGUCCGGGGUUGAUUGCGGGGAUUAUUGCCCGUAGUGCUGAUGAAAUAGUCGUCAGUGAUAAGCCUUUUGAUCUUGGAAUAAAUCGUAGUAAACCCGAAAAGAAUAAUAAACCAGAGAUGAAAAAUGAGCAGGGAUUGCGGAGAAGUACUCGUAGAAAAAUUAGGCCAUUGAAAUUUUGGAAAAACGAAAAAGUUGUUUAUGGGCGAGCCGAAGGUUCAAAAGUACCAGUGCCAGUCAUAAAAGAAAUUAUCACCAUUUCUGAUGACGAGGAGGUAAUUCGUCCACCACCGAGAAAACAUUCGACUACUGAGAAACGUGCGACUACAGAAAAAAAAAAGUCGCAAAUAUUAGAUUGGGAAACUGGAAAAGCUGUUACUCGUCAUAUUAUUUUCAUGCCAUCAAUGCUCAAACCAAAAUCUGUUGUCACUUAUAAGUACAAGUUCCAAAAGACAUUUUCCGAGGGGCAGUUUCUAUCGAGUGGUGUUCUUGUGUUACCGAAAGGAGCCGAGAAACCUUCGAAGAAUUCUAAAGAUAGUAGUAUGAUAUUUUAUGUAAUCAAAGGAAAGAUCAGUGUCACUGCUCACAAAACAACCUUCCGAGUUCCCGCUGGUGGGCAAUUCCUAAUUCCAAGAGGUAAUCAAUAUCGCAUUGUUAAUAAUAGCAAAGAUGAGGCCAAACUUUUCUUUUCGCAAGCUAGAGAAUUUAUUGAAAUCAAGUCUAAGGAAAUGGAAGAAGAUGGUAAGAAAAAAAGUCAUGUGGAUAUGGGAUAUGAAAGAAUUAAUUGA
This is a messenger RNA of Ambispora gerdemannii, 1467 nucleotides long. Lineage: Eukaryota; Fungi; Glomeromycota; Glomeromycetes; Archaeosporales; Ambisporaceae. The record is from the annotation of a GenBank genome assembly.